Molecule: messenger RNA, 4167 nt
Organism: Cervus elaphus (red deer)
Lineage: Eukaryota; Metazoa; Chordata; Mammalia; Artiodactyla; Cervidae
Product: olfactory receptor 8B12-like
Exons: 2
Coding region: 3065-4006 (313 amino acids)
Biological process (GO): sensory perception of smell; G protein-coupled receptor signaling pathway
Cellular component (GO): membrane
Molecular function (GO): odorant binding; G protein-coupled receptor activity; olfactory receptor activity
Source: RefSeq, a predicted model, not a curated record
UUUCUGGGAUCAUAUGACAGCUCUAUUUUUAUUUCUUGAUAAUAGAUUAUAAUUUCCUGUUUCUUUGUAUUUAUAGUAAUUUUUCAUUUUAUGAUGAUGGACAUCAUGAAUAUACUGUAGAGACUGUGGAUUAUGUUAUUCUUCUCUACAGAAUGUUGGAGUUUGUCCUUGGAUGCUGGUAAUUUACUAGAUCACCUUGAUCCUGUUGAGAUCUGAAUUCAGACUUUGCUAAGAUGGAUCCAGUUCAGUUUUGCCCUUAGUCUGAAGACUAGUUCUUACUUCGAAGGUAUCAGUUUCAGACGUCAUCCUAAUUCCUGGUAUGCAAAUGCCUGAAGGUCUUUAUCUUUGGCUUCUUCCUCUCCAUACUUCGCCCCACAAAUUUCAGCUAUCUUAGCAUCCUUGAGCUUUGAUCUUUAUCUAUUCUACUCAUAGAGACUGUUGUCAUUUGCUUGGGUUCCCCUUCACUAUGCUCUGUUUGGAAAUUGUCAGUAGGGAGAAAGUUAGGAUGAAUGUGUCAGUCAUCUGACAUUCUUGCCUUUGCUCGAGAAUUUCAUCUCUGUGUUGUCUGCUUCCCAAAGCUUGCAGAUAGUUGCUUUAUAUUAUUUCCAGUCUGAUAGUUGCUUACGGUCACAGGGUAAGUGUAAUAGUAGCUAUUCUGUUAUACUUGAAAUCAGAAGUCUGAUUGCUUACUUCCUAAUAGUUUGUUCUUUGUGUGCCUGCCAAGCUGGAGGUCAUAUGGAAACAUGGGCCAGGAGAGGCCGGAAACCUGGAGAUGUGAACUAGAUCUGUGACUCUGGGCAACUGGCUUUACUCUCUUGUAUCUUCUCUGUACCUCUAAGAUGUGGAUAAGUAUCAGUUCUGUGGAUAUGCAAGUUUCUGGCAUUGGAACCACUAGAGGAGGUUUAAAAAUAUGGCUGCCAUUUAUACCCACAGACAUGCUGAUUCAGAGGAUGUGGGUGGAGCCCAGAAUUUUUCCUCUUUCCUUCUUUUAGUUUUAUUGAGCUAUAACUAACAUACAGCAUUGUAUAUAUUUAAGGUAUACAGCAUAUUUAUUUGACUUAUAUUAUGAAAUGAUUAUUACAAUAAGUUUAGUGAUAACUUAUCAUCACUUACAGAUAAUUAUCAUCUCAUAUAGAUAUGACUUUAAAGAAAUAGGAAAAAAAAGUUUUUGUGAUGAGCACUCAGAAUUUACUUUCAACUUUCAUACAUAACAUUCAGCUGUGUUAAUUUUAUCAUACUGUACAUUAUAUUCCUACUACUUAUUCAUCUUAUAAUUGGAACUUUGUACCUUUUGACUGUCUUCAUCCAACUCUACCCCAACUCCUUGCCCCAGUCCCUGACUCUAGUGACCAUAAAUCUGAUCUUUUUUUCUAUGAAUUUGUUGGUUUUGGAAGUGUAACUGACCUACAAAGCUAUGUUAGCUCCUGUUACACCAUAUGGUGAUUUGAUAUUUCUGUAUGUUUCAAAGUGAUCACCACAGUAAGUCAAACUACAACAUGUCACCAUACAAAGAUACUAUAGUUAUCGUCUAUAUUCCCCAGACUGUACAUUUUGUACCCAUGACUCAUUUAUUUUGCAACUGGAAGUUUAUAUCUGUUAAUUUCCCUCACUUGUCUCAGAGUUUCUUUUUUAAUAAACACUUUAGGAAAUUGUGGUGCUUAGCCAUGUUUGUGAAACACUGGAUUUAGUAAUUUCCUGAGUCUUUUCAGGUCAAAAUUCUGAGUAUGUAGGCUUGAUAUUAAAGAAAGUAAGAAAAGAUUGAAAGAUCAAGACAAAGGAUAAACAAUUUUUGACAAGGCAGAAGUUUGUUUUGGGAAGGAGAAGACAAAGACAGAAGCAAACCAAAGAGGAAGAACAAAUUUGGAUGUAUCACUGCACUGGGACUCUUAUCUACCAGGAUUCAGUCUGUGAGCCUGAGAAGCUGGAAAGGCAAUAGUGAGGAGCACUUGAUGUAAAGUGGGUGGAAGGCAGGGACAGCCAAAGGGAGUUUUAAUUCAGAGAAAGGCUGCUCCUGGCAGAAGUUGAAAGCAGUUACCUGAUAGAGAUUCUUUUUUACCAUUAAACCUACACCUCAUGAGAGGAUAAGGGUUGGGAAUCACAAAAAUUUCCUUGUUAAAACUAGAUGCAGUGAAGUUCUUCUUGGAAUGAAUUGGAAUAUGAAUACAUUACUGAGUGUCCUACCCUAAAUUUUAAAAGUAUAAAUAGCCCUCGGGGUUAAUCUUUCCUUGAUACACUUCUUGUUUUUAUUAAAAGUCAUUGCAUAUUUGUUACUUUCCAACAGAUUGCCAGAUUUGAGAAGGCAGGGACACUGCUUUAUGGAUUUCAGCAGCUCUCACCAGAAGGAAGUUUAGACUAGUGAUUACAAAAUAAAUAACUGGAGUUAGAUAGACCCAGGCAUGUGGGCUCUGAAACACACUGUCUCUGUGAGCAACUUACCUUUAAAAUGAAUAUCAGUGUUGUGAGAAAUAAAUAAUAUAUGGUGUUUUCGAUCUUGGCAGCCAGAACUCAGUGUAAAGGAUUUGUGUUAUGCACAGUAUUGGAUAUUCAAGAAAUGGUGAUGACAGUCAUUUUUAUCACAAUGAUUUUUCUCUUAAUUGUACCAGAUCUGUGUUUGUUGAAAGAAACUGUCUCUAGAAGUCAAAUUAAGCAAUGUCAAGGGUAUAAGCAAACAUGUCUUCCCCUGGGAAAAUAAUCUCUCAAAAAAUGAUCUUGAGGGAGUUUCUGAAUAAUCAAGUCAGUGAGAUCUACAAUCCUAAUAAAACUGCCUAUUCUCCUGUUAUCCACUAGUCAGGAAAAGGCACUAUAUUCUCCCUUGUAGCUGGAGGGUCUUUUGGGAAGUCAGUAAUUGGAAAUCAAGUUCUUCAAGGCAGAAAGAGAUACAAGAUAAAUGAGAAGUUAUGAUUCUCGGGACCAGACUGGGAGGAGAGAGUUCUGAACUCAAAGCUGUCCUCUUCUACUGAUGUGAUCACUUUCUUCCCAGGACCACUGUGGACAAGAGACGCUGAAGUACAGCAUUAGAGUCCUACACUAAAGGAAGGGGAGCGUGUGCCUUGCUCUGGGGAGAAUGGCAGCUGAGAACUCUUCGGUGACAGAAUUCAUCCUCACAGGCUUAACAGACCAGCCAGAACUCCAGAUCCCCCUCUUCUUCCUGUUUCUAGGUUUCUACAUGGUCACCGUAGUGGGGAACCUGGGCUUGAUAACGCUGAUUGGGUUGAACUCUCGCCUGCACACCCCCAUGUACUUCUUCCUCUUCAACCUCUCCUUCAUAGACUUCUGUUACUCCACUACCAUCACUCCCAAAAUGCUGAUGAGUUUUGUCUCAAAGAAGAACACCAUCUUGCAUGCAGGGUGUUUGACUCAACUGUGUUUCUUCUGCUUCUUUGUCAUCUCUGAGUCCUUCGUCCUGUCAGCGAUGGCGUAUGACCGCUAUGUUGCCAUCUGUAAGCCACUGGUGUACACAGUCACCAUGUCUCCUAAGGUCUGCUUACUCCUUUUGUUGGGUGUGUAUGUGAUGGGGUUUUCAGGGGCCAUGGCCCACACAGGAAGCAUAGCAAGCCUGAUCUUCUGUGCUGACAACCUCAUCAAUCAUUUCAUGUGUGAUAUCCCUCCUAUCCUUGAGCUAGCUUGCAAUAGGUCUUAUGUGCAUGAGCUGGUGGUCUUCAUAUGUGUGGCUAUUGACAUUGGAAUGCCCAUUGUCACCAUCUCCAUCUCUUAUGCUCUAAUCCUCUCCAGCAUUCUCCGCAUUCACUCCACUGAGGGCAGGUCCAAAGCUUUCAGUACAUGCAGCUCCCACAUAAUUGUGGUUUUCCUUUUCUUUGGUUCUGGGGCUUUUGUGUAUCUCAAACCACCUUCUGUUUUGCCCCUUGACCAAGGGAAAGUGUCCUCCCUGUUCUACACCAUUGUGGUGCCCAUGUUAAAUCCACUGAUAUAUAGUUUGAGGAACAGGGAUGUCAAAGUUGCCCUGAGGAAAACCUUGGGGAAAAUUAAUUUCUUGAGAAAGGAGUAAUAUUUGAAGAAAAAGAUACAAUGCUUUGUUUAUCAGUGUUUUCAAUGAAGAAUGCAAAUUCCAGUUUUUUCCCUUUUGUAUAGAAAGAGAACUUUAAGUCCUUACAUUUAGAUCAAUGUUUAGUACAGACCUAUUUUCCAUGUCCCUUAACCCACCUUUAG